Messenger RNA from Glycine soja, 1215 nucleotides. Its product is annotated as BAG family molecular chaperone regulator 4-like. Lineage: Eukaryota; Viridiplantae; Streptophyta; Magnoliopsida; Fabales; Fabaceae. Gene Ontology annotation, cellular component: cytoplasm. The coding region runs from base 116 to 880 and encodes 254 amino acids. Gene Ontology annotation, molecular function: protein-folding chaperone binding; adenyl-nucleotide exchange factor activity. Gene Ontology annotation, biological process: protein stabilization. The record is from RefSeq and is a predicted model, not a curated record. The transcript has 5 exons.
UUUAUCGCCAAAUAAUUGGUGGGUGUUUCCGAGAAGAGGAAGACAAUUGAAAUUGAAAUUGAAAGUGGAUGACAUUGCCAGUAGCAGCCACCGUUCUUUAAGAAAAAAUCUCUCCAUGGAGUGGGAGAUGAGGCCCGGCGGCAUGUUCGUUCAGAGACGCGAGGCAGCGGCGGAUAACGGCGGCGGCGGCAACGGCAACAUGACGACGACGGUGUUGAUCACUGUCGUCCACGCUUCCUCCCACUACGACCUCCACCUCCCUACCAACUCCACUUUCUGGGAUGUUAAGAGUCUGCUUGUACAUAGAACUGGUUUACAGCCUGAAGAGCAACAACUCUUCUUUGGAGGAAAAGAAAAGGACAAUGAAGAUAAUUUGCAUGAGGAAGGUGUGAGGGACAAGUCAAAGCUUUUGCUUUUGGAGGAUGCUUCUAGUGAAGAGAGGAAACGCGAGGAAAUUAGAAAACACAAUGAAAUGUUAAAGGCUUCUGAAGCUGUUGCUGAAGUCAGAGCAGAGGUGGAUAAGCUCGCUGAGAGGGUAUCUGUCUUGGAAGUGGCUGUGGAUGGAGGGACCAGGGUUUCUGACAAAGAGUUUUUGAUGUCCACAGAGUUGCUUAUGAGGCAAUUGCUGAAACUGGAUAGUAUUGAGGCUGAAGGUGAAGUAAAGCUGCAGAGAAAAGCUGAGGUGCGUCGAGUGCAGAACUUUGUAGAUACACUAGAUUCUCUGAAGGCAAAGAACUCCAAUCCUUUUACCCCCAUUGGUAAAGCUGUCUCUGUAGCAACCCAAUGGGAGACCUUUGACUCUGGAAUGGGAAGCUUGAAUGCCCCUACCUCAAUGUCAUCUUCUAGAAAUGUAAGUCAAGAUUGGGAGCGGCUUGAUUAGCUAAGAAAUUUCUAUGUAACAUAAAACGACAAAGCAUAUAGAACACCAUAUUUUUAGACCUUGAUUCCUCAAUCAAGGUUGAAUUUUUUGUAGUUUGCUGAAGACAAAAUAUCUGUAAACCAUUUGACUGCCUUAGGGGGCAUACUUUGAAGUUAGAAUUUGGAAUGAAGAAGAAAAUGGAGGAGCAUAAUCUGGUUAUUCCUUUACAUAAAUCCUUCCAUGAAAUUUGGAGAGUGUAUCCAUUGUCAGUUCUGAUAUGCACUGAAAAGAUUGUUGAUAGCAAGUACACUACAACCAUUGUUUGAUAAAAGUCAGAACUUAGUCCAUUUCAUUCA